CGUGUUGUAAAAUCCUGACUAGUUUUUUCAUCGCCAUCAUCACUGCUGCCUGCCUGCCUGCCUGUCAUGUUCGGCUGACUGUUUACAGUUAUGUGGAUAGCUAAUGUCACUGCCAGCCUUUCCGAUGGUGGAGUUUAUUUAUUCACACCUGGACUAUCCCGGUUCUUCCUCAGGAAAUUAUAAAACCACUCAUCGGAUAAACCACAGUGUAGAUUUUUUAGACUGUCUCUCAGCUGUGCUCUACGAGUCGAAGUUUCAAUGGUCUUCCGGCAAGAAACUGUUGCCGUGCCGGAAAACAUGUCUUCCAGUUGUCGGGUACUCUGGGUCAAACGUGAAAUAGCCCCAUACAUACCAAACGAGAAAAGCACUGUUAAAACAAGAACUAUGAAACGUACAUUUCAGAAGAGAUAUGUGUUUUCCCAGCCAGGGAGUCUGAGUAUUGAACUAACCAUGGCAGGACAACCGAACCCUAACAACUACCAACACCUCAAUCAAGAGCAGCUCCAGCAGAUACAGGAACAGCAGUACCAGCAGCAGCAACACCAACAGGAGAUGGCCGCCUUACAAAGUCGUAUACCGCAAACGUUUCGUGAUGCGACAACGGCGCCACUGAGAAAGCUGAGCGUGGAUCUCAUUAAAACAUACAAGCAUAUAAAUGAGGUUUAUUACACCAAGAAGAAGAGGCGGGCCAAGGAAGCACAAGGAGAUGAUCCGACCACGAAAAAAAUGAACCGAUUAAUUAAUGAAGGUUACGAUGAUGAUAAUUACGACUAUAUUGUGAAAAAUGGCGAGAAGUGGAAUGACCGUUACGAGAUAGAUUCCCUUAUAGGGAAAGGAUCAUUUGGACAGGUUGUGAAGGCUUAUGACCAUGAAGAGCAAGAGUAUGUCGCAAUUAAAAUUAUCAAAAAUAAGAAACCAUUUUUAAAUCAAGCUCAGAUAGAAGUGAGACUCCUUGAACUGAUGAACAAGUACGAUUCUGAAAGCAAAUACUAUAUCGUCCGUCUAAAAAGACACUUUAUGUUCCGUAAUCACCUAUGCCUUGUGUUUGAGCUGCUUUCGUAUAAUCUAUACGAUCUCCUUCGUAACACAAACUUUCGUGGUGUCUCGCUCAACCUGACCCGCAAGUUUGCCCAGCAGAUGUGCACGGCGCUGUUGUUCCUAGCCACGCCCGAGUUGAACAUCAUCCACUGUGACUUGAAGCCGGAAAAUAUACUGCUGUGCAAUCCAAAGCGAAGUGCAAUCAAAAUUGUUGAUUUUGGAAGCUCCUGCCAGCUGGGUCAAAGGAUCUAUCAGUAUAUCCAGAGUAGGUUCUACCGAUCACCGGAAGUUUUACUAGGAAUACCAUACGACUUAGCUAUUGAUUUGUGGAGUCUAGGGUGUAUACUGGUAGAAAUGCACACUGGAGAGCCGUUGUUUAGCGGAUCUAACGAAAUUGAUCAAAUGAAUAAAAUUGUAGAAGUUUUAGGAAUGCCACCUAAACAUAUACUAGAUCAAGCACCGAAAGCAAGAAAAUAUUUUGAUAAACUUUCUGAUGAAACAUACGUGUUGAAAAAGACGAAAGAUGGAAGGAGGUAUAAAGCGCCGGGCACUCGUAAAUUACACGACAUACUAGGUGCAGAAAGUGGCGGUCCGGGUGGUCGACGAUCCGGUGAACCGGGACACAAUUUGUCGGAUUAUUUGAAAUUCAAAGAUCUGAUUCUAAGAAUGCUUGAUUUUGACCCUGCAACCAGGAUAAAACCAUACCAUGCUCUUCAGCAUUCAUUCUUCAAACGAACAACUGACGAAGGUACGAACACAUCAAAUAGUACAUCAACAAGUCCGGCAAUAGAACAGCAUCCGGGCGUCGGAGGUUCUUCGUCGGCCUCCUCUGCAUCCAGCUCAGGUGGUUCGUCUUCUGGUGGAAGAGCACGAUCUGACCCGUCACAUCAACACACUCAGCUACAGGGAAACCCUGGACAUCACCCCGGUGGUGCUAAAGGAAAUGCAUCUAUGGAAUAUGGUGCUGUCCCUCAUCUGUCUCACCAGUCACAUCCAGUGUGGUCUGGUGGAGAACCCAGUGGUGCCUCUACGUCACUAAUAAACAGUUCUGUUCAUUCAAGUACUAGCUCACACACACUUGGCCCAGGCCAUGUGCAUCAACGUUCACGGAAACCUCUCCCACUCCAGCACCAUUCACCGUCGUCGUCGUCGAGCCAAAGUAGUAACCUGCAUGGACAGCAGCAAGUAUUUGUGCCUGGCGAGCCAGUCAAUUUACAAACUAUGUCUUCCAGUGUUCAAGCACAUAGAGACCAAAUUUAUUACCAACAUGUACAGAUACAUAACCCACAACCAGGCGUUCUGUAUACGCACCCACCACAACAUACACAGUUGGACUGCACCCAGACAGGCAGCUUAAAUAUGCCGCUUGGUUACCAAUACCAAAUUCACAGUGGACUUUCACAUGAACCGGGCAGUCAACCGCCGCCUAAUUUACAUAUGGGAUCUAGUUUCACAGCGACAGCACCCGGUGUGACAUUUCCGUAUACAAUAGCGCAGACCACAUCGACAAAUGUUGCGACGAGUAUAGUGACACAGCCGCCGUCGUCGCAGCGGCAGGCAGUUGAUCGAGGGGAGGAGUCCCCGAUGGUCGGUGUGGUCAUGCAACAGAGUCCGGUGGCGAGUCAUUGACAAUGACUGAACAGUAGUGGUAGUUGUAGCUUUAGUAAUGGACAACUUAGACAUUAAAUUUCAUGUACAUUUUAUCAAUGGAUUUUCCCUGCAGUCUGUGUGAGCAGAACUUUUUGCAGGAUCAAAAAACAUCAACCCCACUAUGGAUUACAAAUGAGACUUUUUUUUUUUAAAAAGAAAUCUCUAGUCAUGUGGUGAAAAUGUAGUAAACAUUACAAAGAAACUUAAACUGUACAGUCUUCUAAAGCUUUAAACGUUUUCUUUUUUCACCCAUGGGAUGUAGUAAAUACUGACUAGCAUUUGGAUAUAUGAACAAUCCUAAAUAUGUUGUCAGAUGAUUCCUGAAACAAAUGUUUUACUUUUUAGUUUCGCAAACCAGUGUGUGCUGUUCUCCAGGGAGUACUUCUCUGUUCAUUCUUUCUCUGUAUGGGGAAAAUAUUAAGCGACUUGUGGAGUACAUGAAGGAUUUUUUACCUCAGUUUCAGGGCCGCCUAGCUUACUGAUUUUGAAACUGAUCCGUUUAUGGCCUGUCAGGUGUGUCGUUAAACCACUAGGCUCCUUAGGUGUCAGUAAAAAGUUGGGGGAGUUUUUCCUGAAAGGAGCAAAGAUGAUUGGUCCUUCACCAAAAUAGAUUUUAAAAUGGAUCCUUAUGUCCAUUACAUCAGCAGCUUUUGCACUCUCGUUAAAUGAACCAGUCGUUUAACCAUAAAUCACUAAAGAUAAAAAUGGUGGCACCCUUUCACAGAUAAAAAUUGUCGCAAUCAAAUAAAAUGCUAAUUAACUAACUAUAAAGGAGAUUUGGUGGGAAAGUGUUCGGUUGAAAUUCACUUUUAGGGGGGUUGAAAGACUUUUACUGUAUUACUGAACUAGUCAGACUUACAAGCAGGCAUUGUGAUUUUUUUUUUUUUUUUCUGAAAUUCGUGUAUGUGUAGUUGGUGUGCUGUAAAUAUGAGUGCCUUGAUGUGUGAGAGAGAGACCGAAUGGCACAGAAAGUCUAGGCUUUUUGUUGCAUGUUGUAUGGUAUAUGUCUGUCUGUCUGUCUGUGUGAGGGCAUGCAUGCAUGUGUGUGUGUGUGUCUGUGUGUGUUUUUAUCUUACUCUUCUCCAGUAAUGCCAACUUCACUGCCUUUGUAUUGUGCGUGUUAUGCAUCCCAUCAUACAACAGUGUCUAACGCUGGGCGAAAUAGUUUGACUGUAUGUUUAAAGUGUGAUAGCUGAAUGCCAGUGAGGUUUUAUUUAUUUUUUUCGUGCUGAAGGGUCAAACUCUUUGUUUUUCUUUUUUAAAUUGGAGUGUGAAUAUUGAGGGUAAGGGUAGGCGGUACUAAGAGUGUGUUAACUUUGGGGAAUUCUUUCUCGCUGCACUAUGCAACGUUUUUUGUGCAAAACUUAAUACUUCUACAGUUCUUCGACUCCUAGAAGUACCCCAUGUCAGCAUACACUACCAUCUUCUUCAUUCAGUAUAUCAGUAACCCUGACAUUUUUCCACAAAUUUAACCCAUCCCAUUUUCCACAGAUGACAUUUCAAGCAAGGCUGCAUAAUCAAUCUAUGUGAACUUGGAAAUCAUGUUUCCUGGGUUGCCUACAAAUCUGAACAAUAAGAAAUGUUUUACGAGUUUGUCAAAGUACUAGAUGCGUGAUCUUGUUUUGCUGUCAAAAAAAAGCGUGUACUAGCUACUGAAUGGCAGGCUUUUCUUACAAACAGUGCCCUCACUGUUUUUCUGGUUUUUAAUCCACUUUUGUGAACCUACUUGGUUUUAUUAAUGCAGAUUUUGUUUGCUUUUAAUCCCUCCUGCAGUUCAUUUCCAUGUUCUUUUUAAUUUUGGUUGUCUUUUUUUUUAAAAAGUUCUGUUCACCCUUCCUGCUUUUGUAAAAUAAGAAUUUAAAGAAGGAAAAUGCGAAACAAAAAAUAUUUAAAAAUUAGGGCAAUGCUUUUUUAAAAAUUUUAGUCGAGAGCAGAUUAGCUGGUUAGUAUGUGUAAAACGAAUGUAAGCAGUUUGUGUGUUUUAAUCAUUUUUUUUAUGAAAAAUAUACCAGAAUAACUACAUGUAUGAUCAUCUACUCUGGUGUACUGUCAUACAAAUGCAAACCCAAUGUUAACCAGUUAACAAGUGUUAACCACUUUCUGGUUUAUCUAGGUUAUUUCUAGUUUAUGCUAUUGUGAUAGUCAUUGAAACAUGCAGUGCAUUUUUCAUGUAGCUACGUUUUCACUGGUAGUCACUGUUGGUUUAGGUAGUAGUAGUAAUAAUAGUAGUAGUAGUUGUAGCAGUCAUACACUGAUCGUACUUGAUUAUGUAUUAUUAAAGUGACUAGUUAACUCUAGUUAUCCACCGAUCAACACUAGUUAUUGCUGGUUAAUACUUGCUAACUGGUUUGUGUCAUAAUUAGUGCUAGUUAAUUGUAGUCAUUGAUGACUUUUACUAUGACUGUGAAAUGCCAUGUAAUUAGUCUUGAUCAUUGACCCAAAUAAUUAAACGACUGUUAUUAUGAAAAUAUAA
Molecule: messenger RNA, 5161 nt
Organism: Saccoglossus kowalevskii
Lineage: Eukaryota; Metazoa; Hemichordata; Enteropneusta; Harrimaniidae
Product: dual specificity tyrosine-phosphorylation-regulated kinase 1B-like
Biological process (GO): peptidyl-threonine phosphorylation; protein autophosphorylation; peptidyl-serine phosphorylation
Molecular function (GO): ATP binding; protein serine/threonine kinase activity; protein serine/threonine/tyrosine kinase activity
Source: RefSeq, a predicted model, not a curated record